This is a messenger RNA of Solea solea (common sole), 2471 nucleotides long. It is a transcript of the gene col10a1b, whose product is annotated as collagen, type X, alpha 1b. Gene Ontology annotation, molecular function: protein binding. NCBI's taxonomy places the organism in Eukaryota, Metazoa, Chordata, Actinopteri, Pleuronectiformes, Soleidae. The record is from RefSeq and is a predicted model, not a curated record. The transcript is spliced from 3 exons. Bases 107 to 2080 code for a protein of 657 amino acids.
CAGACUCCACAACUAAGGAUUUAACAGCCAGGAGCAGUGACAGCAGCUUCUUCGAUCCCCCCAUUGUUUCUUUGGAGCGUAAACCUUCACGGUUUAGCUUCACAAGAUGGACCUCAGGGUAACAAGCCUUGUCCUCGUCCUCCUCGCUCUGGCCGAGGCAACCCCCGAUAGGUACUACCACGUACCCAAAGUGAGCAAGACUCCUUACCCCGUCAAGAGUCAUGCUGUUACAGGUGAACAAGGUCCUCAAGGUCCUCCAGGUGAGCCAGGACCAAUGGGACCACCUGGAUCUCCUGGAAAGAGUGGUGUAGGACAUACUGGACCACAAGGGCCACCUGGAUCUCCUGGAGCACCUGGCCACUCUCAGGCAGGUAAACCUGGUACCCCAGGUGGACCUGGAAAACCAGGUGCCCCUGGCAUCCCUGGUGAGAGAGGCGCAACUGGUGCACCUGGACAAAUGGGCCCCCGGGGUACACCUGGUUCAAAUGGAGCACCUGGACCUGCUGGAUAUUCUUCUGCUGGAAAACCUGGGCCAUCUGGAAUUCCUGGGGCAAUGGGACCAAGAGGAGAGCCUGGUCUGAAGGGACAUCCUGGUAUUCCUGGUCUUCCUGGCACCAAAGGAGAAAGAGGUAUUGGAGUUCCUGGGGUUCAAGGAUCAUCAGGUCCAGUUGGACCAAUGGGCCCAUCUGGUAUGCCCGGCAAGCCUGGAGUUGGUAAACCUGGAGCUACUGGCUAUCCUGGGGAGCCUGGCAAGUCUGGUAUGCCAGGAAGAGAUGGUUCUCCUGGGGCAAUGGGUAUGCCAGGAGCAAAGGGUCACACUGGGGCUCCAGGCACAGGAUCACCAGGAAAGCCAGGCCAAAAUGGUACCCCAGGUUUGCCUGGACCUAUGGGCCUUAAAGGCCCACAGGGACCAGCUGGUCAGGCAGGCUCACCUGGAAUGCCAGGUGUUGGAAAAACAGGAGAACCUGGAAUUCCAGGCAGCAGAGGAGCCCCCGGUACCUCUGGAACCACUGGUCAGAAAGGAGAACCAGGUCCAACUGGUUAUACUGGUCAACCAGGUGCUACUGGUCCUAUCGGUCCAGCUGGUCCACAGGGUGCAAGAGGAUUCCAGGGUGAGUCAGGCCCAGCAGGACCCAAAGGCGAUGUCGGUAUGGUUGGUGCACCAGGCCCAAGGGGAACCAAAGGCGAACAAGGAGCUCAGGGUUUCACUGGUAAACCAGGUUCCCCUGGAGCAGUAGGUCCUUCAGGAAUUCCAGGUCAUAAUGGCCCUCAAGGUUCAAAGGGUGCACAAGGCCAUGCUGGUUCCCCAGGUCAACCAGGUUCAAAUGGUGCACCAGGACUAAAAGGACACACCGGUCCCCAAGGAGCACCAGGACAGAAUGGUGAGGAUGGAAGGCCAGGACCUAUGGGACCCUCUGGUCCCCCCGGUCCCUCAGGCCCCGCAGGACUUAAGGGCCAUCCUGGUGUUCCAGGCCCACCAGGCCCAUCUGGCCUGACAUCUAAGGGAAUUUCUGGUCCUCAGGGUCAACCUGGAAUUCCAGGUGAAAGAGGUAAUGAUGGUAUCCCAGGCGCCUCUGGUCCUCCUGGUCCACCUGGUCCACCAGGUGAGAUGGUCUACUACCAUGAGAAGAGCAUGCCAAUCAAGUCCCACGAGGUUGCACUGUCUCAUGAGAUGAUGAAGGCGCCCAUGUCUGCAUUUAGUGCUGUUCUGACCACGGCCUACCCCCCAGCUGGACACCCAAUUCGGUUUAACCAGGUUCUGUAUAAUGGAGAGCACCACUAUGAUGACCACAGUGGUGUGUUCAACUGCCAGAUCCCAGGUCUCUACUAUUUCAGCUAUCACAUCCAUGUCAAUGGUGCCAACGCAUUGGUGGCCCUCUACAAAAAUGAGGAGCCAGUACUCUUCACCUAUGAUGAGUACAACAAGGGCUUCCUGGAUCAGAUGUCAGGCAGCGCUGUGCUCAUGCUGCAUGCUGGUGACAGGGUCUUCCUCCAGGUCCCUGAUGAGGAGAGUAAUGGCAUAUUUGCUGCAGAUAAUGUUCACUGUGCUUUCUCUGGGUUCUUGAUUGCCUCAACGUGAUUUCACAAAUCCAAGUAAACCUCAAAACCUUACAAACAUUGAACUACUCAGAGAAACAGAUCCGCUUACAAAAAUUCCAAAUUGAGAUCGUAGAUCAAAGAAAAACAUGGCUGUAGUUUUUAAAUGUUUAAUUGCCUCAUUGAAAUCAUUAGAAUUAUGGGUUAGGUUUAACAGAGGUAUUGAUGCUAAAUAAAACCUUAAAGUAUGUGGUUGAAAUUGAUACCAUUCCCCAGAUCAUCCUUAUGUGUGCCUCUUCACUUUUAAGAAACACAAGACAACAUUGGAAGAUAUCUUAAGUGGUGCUAUACAACUGCCUGUAACAUUUACAGCAUGUCUUUUAUUUGUGUUUGUUUUACUGAUGUCUGUUGUUCAAGAGUUUUCCUGUAAUAUA